UGCCUUCAUGCAUUUGUCUGCGGUGGAUUAAUAAUCAGAGCAUGGAGGUAGUGGUAAAACUCUUGCUGGCGAGGUGACAUCGCACCCGUGACAUCGCUCUGUGGAAAUCUGUAUAAAGAAGUCGUCUUUCGUUCGUUCGGCCGACAAGGCUAAAGGCGUUUGCCGAGAGCAAAGACAACUAUGGGUUUUCGGAAGACAAUUCAAGAGUUUCGAGAAUCCAAAUGGCCACUCGUUGCUGUGGUAACGGUUGCAAUGGUCUUUGACAACUGCCUAAUGACUGCCGUCGUCCCUUUACUACCCGUGGUUCUACUCGGGAAAUGCCACAGAGACAGCUCGACCGAGACGAUUGAGGAAUUCGGGAACCUGACAUCCGUGAUGGAUUCACACGACACAGUAGGCAUUAUCGAAUUGUCGGAGUGCGAGAAAGCCGUAAACACCAAUUUAGGUCUUCUACUGGCGUCACAGUUUGUUGUUCGAAUUGCGUUGUCCCCACUCGGGGGCUACAUUUGCAGGAAGUGGGGCUAUUUCGUAGUGAUGAUGAUUGGAUGUUUGCUAAUGAUUACGUCAUCUUUGGUGUAUGCAUUUUCCACAUCCUACGCUGCAUAUCUAGCGGGUCGUCUACUACAUGGAUUCGCAGCUGUAAUGAAUGCAGUAGGAGGUCUGGGUGUUAUAGGGUAUCGUUUCCGAGAUGACGACAAACAACGAGGAUUCGUACUGGGAUUCGUCGUCUGCGGGUUUGCUGUUGGAUCAAUACUCGGUCCCGUUUUUGGCGGUUUACUUGGCGACAGCAUGGGACCAAUGUUUCCCUUUCUUGUUUUUGCAGGACUUCUCACUCUACUGUUAGUUGCACAGAUGUGGAUUUAUCAACCCGAGACUGAAACCGAAGAACAUGAAGACCCGAUGGCACUUUUGCAUAUAUUGAAAAACCCCAAUGCACUUAUUGCAGCUGGUUCACUGACGAUGGCUAGUGUAGUAUUAGGUAUAUUAGAACCAGCACUACCUGUUUGGAUGUUACAGACCAUGGCAGCAAGAACAUGGCAGCUAGGUGCCGUUUUUAUACCAUCCGGCACGUUGUACGUAAUCGCCUGUACUACAAUGGGGUUUGUUUCGUACAGAAUAGGCAGGUGGCUGUGUAUUGCUGUACCUAUUUUCGUAUUGUCUGUCAACGUUGCAUUGCUUCCGUUUGCCACCAGUUUCAUAAAGCUCUUGGUGCCGAUGGCCGUCGUAGGCUUUUGCUUUGGUGCAGUAGACGUUAACACUUGCGCUGUGCUGUUCUACAUUGCAGAAAGAGAUUUCAAGGGGGCGUACGGGGCAGCAUCGGCACUCAUAACGCUCGCAUUCUCUCUGGGUUUCAUACUGGGUCCUGCCUUGAGCAGUAUUCUCCUCAAUAACGUGGGGUUUGAAUGGAUGCUUCGAGGUCUGGGAAUAUGUACAGCUUUGUUAACGCCUUUGUGUUGGAUACUGCGAGGUUCGGACAGUGAACCAACCUCCUCUGAAAAAGCAGGUGAAAAGACGGUUUUAAUUCUUCCCGCCGUAAAACCAGACACAGUGGCGCAUAGAGUGACAGAUUUAGACUGAUGACAACUACGAAUACUCGCCGCUGGGAGGUUAUUUUAUUAGGCCUACCGUCGAUUUCACCAAACUCAUCCUAACUUAGGACUAAUCUGUAACACAUAGCAUCCAGACCUUAAGAU
Asterias rubens (European starfish) is the source of this 1694-nucleotide messenger RNA. RefSeq names its product synaptic vesicular amine transporter-like. Gene Ontology annotation, biological process: transmembrane transport; aminergic neurotransmitter loading into synaptic vesicle. Gene Ontology annotation, molecular function: serotonin:sodium:chloride symporter activity. Lineage: Eukaryota; Metazoa; Echinodermata; Asteroidea; Forcipulatida; Asteriidae. The record is from RefSeq and is a predicted model, not a curated record. The transcript has 15 exons. Gene Ontology annotation, cellular component: synaptic vesicle membrane; terminal bouton. Bases 181 to 1578 code for a protein of 465 amino acids.